AAAAAACUAAAAAAGUUAAUUUUAAAUUAAUAACAAAUAAAAGUACUUACAUUUUCUUCAGAUGACUAGGAAUCAUUGAUUUAUCUUUAUUAGCCCGUCUUUAAAACGAUAUAUUAUUCCUUAAAAUGCAUUUUCAAAAGCUUUACUCGCUUUAGUAUGCUGCCUGAAAACUUACUUUUUAACUUUUAUUUUUAAAUGUUUACUAAAUUUUUCUUCAGAACAUAGUGUUUAAACAAUUCUAUCUUGUUUACUAGGCCAUCCUUGAAGGAACAGCUUCUAGUCAAAGACCUCCCGGGCAAUAGCUCUAUCCCUAUCUAAUGGAGGAAGUAAUUUUUCUUAUGUUGAUUCUGCCAUUUCAGUAUCAGAAUCAUACAUUCGUCUUCUCACUAUGGGAGCACCUUUUAUUACUUGUGCAUAGAUACUAAAUUGUCUUACAUUUUAGGAUGUCUGGAGGCUUCAAUAUUGUCAGGCCUUAAGAAAUAUAGUGUCGAAGAUGAAAUGACAAUCCAUUUGAGUUGUACCACAUCAUAUGUAUUUGGAGAACAUCUUUUGCAGCAGUAUUCUGAUCCCUUCAAGAAUAAUAUAUAUAUUUGUGAUUUGUGAAGAAGGAAUUUCCAUGCAAAGAUAAUCUAACACAACAUAUAUGGACUCACUCUGAAGAACGUCAUUUUGUAUGUCCUGUAUGUAGUAGAAGUUUUGCACUAAAAGGAAAUCUUAAUUAUCACUAGAGAAUUCACACUGGAGAACGCCCUUACAAAUGUAGUAUUUGUGCCAAAACAUUUGCUAGACCUAAUACACUUCGGAAACAUAUUGGAACACAUAUGAAAUAAUUAUAAAUGUAUGGCAGAUAAAGUGAGAUACAUGCUAACUAGAAUUGUAAAAUUAAUAAACUAUGCCAAUGUACUUGGAGGCUGUCUAUCUGAGAUAAGUGUUGCAAUUAUGAAGGAUUUACUAAGGGAAAAUGAUUCAUAUUUGUCAAGCAGGGAAAAUCCCAUCAAACUUCUCCUUCACCUGCUGGGCAACAAUCUACUAGCACUUCACAACUUUGACUUCUCAGGAUUGGAAACUUUUAGAAGAAUUUCUGAUAGCGGUAUUGCUUAUAUGGAGUCUAACAAUUUGUUGGUUCCUACCAGAGACCAGUCUGAAGGGCAAGGCAAACAGCUACUUUUCAGGAAUCAUUCUAAUAUUUGCAAGUUCUGCAGUAAAUCCUUUAGCCAUAAAUCUAACUUGAAAAAGCAUUUGAAACUUCACACUGGGGAACGUCCUUUUGUGUGUCCUACUUGUAAAAAAAGUUUUGCUGCAAAAGGAAAUCUCAUUGUUCAUUUAAGAAUGCAUACAGGUGAACGUCCAUACGUUUGUCAAGUUUGUGGCAAGAAGUUUAGUCACAGUUCAAAUCUCCGCAUUCAUUUUAUGGUUCAUAUGAGAUAAAAGAUAUUCUAAAAAUAUAUGCUAAGUGUAAAUAUUUUGGAUUUUGCUUCUUAAAUUCAUAUCAGUAAAUCUUUUACUUUGAUUUACUGAUUUAAAUUUAUUAUGUCAAGAUAGAUGCAUCCAUUUAUUUAAUUAAUGCCUUAUUUAUAUAUUAGAUUUUUUUAUAUAUAUUUUUUAGGUAUGAGU
This is a messenger RNA of Stegodyphus dumicola, 1614 nucleotides long. RefSeq lists its product as uncharacterized. The record is from RefSeq and is a predicted model, not a curated record. Gene Ontology annotation, biological process: regulation of transcription by RNA polymerase II. Gene Ontology annotation, cellular component: nucleus. NCBI's taxonomy places the organism in Eukaryota, Metazoa, Arthropoda, Arachnida, Araneae, Eresidae. Gene Ontology annotation, molecular function: DNA-binding transcription factor activity, RNA polymerase II-specific.